This is a messenger RNA of Saccoglossus kowalevskii, 644 nucleotides long. RefSeq names its product dickkopf-related protein 3-like. Gene Ontology annotation, biological process: multicellular organism development; negative regulation of canonical Wnt signaling pathway. The record is from RefSeq and is a predicted model, not a curated record. Gene Ontology annotation, cellular component: extracellular region. Gene Ontology annotation, molecular function: co-receptor binding; receptor antagonist activity. NCBI's taxonomy places the organism in Eukaryota, Metazoa, Hemichordata, Enteropneusta, Harrimaniidae.
CGAGUAAGAACCACCACUCUGUGCCCGAGGACUUACAUUUUACCUUUCUAUAAACUCGUAUUUCUUUCUCGUGUAACAUCAUGGCAUGUGGAUAUAUCGUACCCAUUUUGAUGUUGAUGGUAGUUGGAGCAGCCGAUGCCUAUAUAUGGAGCUGGAUGUGGAGUAGUCCAUAUCAACCACAAUCGGACGAACAUCCAGACAUGAAAAACCACCCCAGAAAUAUACAUCGAGUUCUGAAUCCUGAUUUUAAUGGCACCAUAGACUAUGAGCCAUGUAUGAAUGACAAGACAUGUGGUCGCGGUCGCUACUGUGAUAAACAUUAUGGUAAUUGUCGUUCUCACAAGUUGGAGUCACAGCCCUGCAGAAGAGAUGGUCAUUGUCAAAAAGGAUUCGAUUGCAUGUUUGGAAAAUGCGUCAAAGCAUUAAAGUCGCGUAGUCUUGGUGCAAGAUGCAAGAACGACCGAGACUGCGAAGACAAUAUGUGUUGCGCGAAGCAACAUGGGGAAUCCAUAUGCAAAGCUAAGCUUAAAGUUGGUUCCAAGUGUUACGUACCGGAAGGUGGUAUGGAAUACACAAUCAAUACCAUAUGUCCAUGUGAGGACACACUGGUGUGUAGGAGGGCGCCUAUAGAAAAUACAGAGUAA